CUCAGACUACUUUAAGAUUUGAGGGAGUGAAAUGGAGAAAAAAAAGUUUAAAAUUGAUCGAGAAACCUUCUCUUGUUCCAUCUGUCUGGAUCUACUGAAGGAUCCGGUGACUAUUCCCUGUGGACACAGCUACUGCAUGAACUGUAUUAAAAGCUUCUGGGAUGGAGAGGAUCGGAAAAGAAUCUACAGCUGCCCUCAAUGCAGGAAAACUUUCACACCAAGACCUUUCCUGGAGAAAAACACCAUGUUAGCAACUCUGGUGAAGCGGCUGAAGAAGACUGGACUCCAAGCUGCUCCUGCUGAUCACUGCUAUGCUGGACCUGAAGAUGUGGCCUGUGAUUUCUGCUCUGGAAGAAAACUGAAAGCCAUCAAGUCCUGUUUAUUCUGUCUGGCCUCUUACUGUAAGAAACAUCUUCAGCCUCAUUAUGAAUCACCUACAUUCAAGAAACACAAGCUGGUGGAGCCCUCCAAGAACCUCCAGGAGAACAUCUGCUCUCGUCAUGAUGAGGUGAUGAAGAUGUUCUGCCGUACUGAUCAGAAGUGUAUCUGUUAUCUCUGCCCUGUGGAUGAACAUAAAGGCCACGACACAGUCUCAGCUGCAGCAGAAAGGACUGAGAGGCAGAGAGAGCUGGAGGUGAGUCGACAAGAAAUCCAGCAGAGAAUCCAGGACAGAGAGAAAGAUGUGAAGCUGCUUCAACAGGAGGUGGAGGCCAUCAAUCACUCUGCUGAUAAAACAGUGGAGGACAGUGAGAAGAUCUUCACUGAGCUGAUCCGUCUCAUCCAGAAAAGAAGCUCUGAUGUGAAGCAGCAGAUCAGAUCCCAGCAGGAAACUGAAGUGAGUGGAGUCAAAGAGCUUCAGGAGAAGCUGGAGCAGGAGAUCACUGAGCUGAAGAGGAAAGACGCUGAGCUGAAGCAGCUCUCACACACAGAGGAUCACAACCAGUUUCUACACAACUACCCCUCACUGUCAGCACUCAGUGAGUCUACACACUCAUCCAGCAUCAAUAUCCGUCCUCUCAGAUACUUUGAGGAUGUGACAGCAGCUGUGUCAGAGCUCAGAGAUAAACUACAGGACAUUCUGACAGACAGAUGGACAAACAUCUCACUGACAGUCACUGAUGUGGAUGUUUUACUGUCACAACCAGAGCCAAAGAGCAGAGCUGGAUUUUUAAAAUAUUUGCGUAAAAUCACACUGGAUCCAAACACAGCACACACACAGCUGUUACUGUCAGAGGGAAACAAAAAGGUGACAAGAAUGGAUCAACAUCAGUCUUAUUCUAGUCAUCCAGACAGAUUCACUGAAUACUGGCAGGUUCUGAGUAGAGAGAGUCUGACUGGACGUUGUUACUGGGAGGUGGAAAUGAGAGGAAGAGUUGAUGUUGCAGUUGCUUACAAGAAUAUCAGCAGGGCAGGGUAUGAAAGUAUAUUUGGGUAUAAUGACAAAUCAUGGUCAUUAUAUUUUGGCCCACAUAAUUAUACAUUUUAUUACAACAACAUUGAUACCUCCAUCUCAGGUCCUCGGUCCUCCAGAGUAGGAGUGUACCUGGAUCACAGAGCAGGUAUUCUGUCCUUCUACAGCGUCUCUGAAACCAUGACUCUCCUCCACAGAGUCCAGACCACAUUCACUCAGCCGCUCUAUGCUGGAGGUGGGAUCAGUUCUGAUCUUGGAAGUGCCAAGUUUUGUUAACCUGAUUAGACUAAAGUAACUGAGGCUUCAGAUUAUUUUAUAAUCAUUUUGUGUCAUUGUUCUUCUCUUGUCAAAUUAUUUUUCUUCUCAUUUAUAUUUCUAUUAUUUGAGCUUUUCAUAAAUUUUCUAGAAGAAAAACAAAUUUCUUCUGUGAGUUGUUUUUUCCAUCAAAGAUCAUGUUUAUUUAACAGAUGAAAAAGUGGAAAAACUGAGUUUGUGUUUGCAGACAUUUAGUUCUAGAUCAUGUGUGAGAUACUGAACGUGAAACUUUUGUAGUUUUAUCAUUUAUUUCGCAUGUUGAUUCAGUGUUGAUGUGAGUGCAUCAUGUCUUCUGAUGUCUCAGCCAAAAGAUCUUUGUUAAAGAGGCUUUAAUUUUCCUUUUUAUACUUCAAUAAAGAUAAAACAAGUGAACUCUGA
This is a messenger RNA of Melanotaenia boesemani (Boeseman's rainbowfish), 2104 nucleotides long. RefSeq names its product tripartite motif-containing protein 16-like. Gene Ontology annotation, molecular function: protein binding; zinc ion binding. NCBI's taxonomy places the organism in Eukaryota, Metazoa, Chordata, Actinopteri, Atheriniformes, Melanotaeniidae. The record is from RefSeq and is a predicted model, not a curated record. Bases 32 to 1687 code for a protein of 551 amino acids. The transcript has a single exon.